Dromiciops gliroides (monito del monte) is the source of this 3611-nucleotide messenger RNA. RefSeq names its product oxysterol binding protein like 10 (gene OSBPL10). The coding region runs from base 1 to 2526 and encodes 841 amino acids. Gene Ontology annotation, molecular function: cholesterol binding. Gene Ontology annotation, cellular component: intracellular membrane-bounded organelle; cytosol; membrane. The record is from RefSeq and is a predicted model, not a curated record. Lineage: Eukaryota; Metazoa; Chordata; Mammalia; Microbiotheria; Microbiotheriidae. The transcript has 14 exons.
AUGGACAAGGCGGCCAGCCCCGGGGCGGGCGCCGGCGAAGGGGCGGGCAGCGGCGGCAGCAGCCGCAGCAGCAGCCGCGCCACCUCGGCCGGCUCGUCGCCGUCGGGCUCAUGGGCGGCCCGUGGGGCCGGGGGCCGCCGGCCGGAAGGGGGGAGCCACAGCAGCCCCGGCUCGGUGGCCGCCAGCCCGUGCGGGGCGGGCGGCCGGCGGGGCAGCGGCGGCCGGAGGCGGGAGCCGGCCCUCGAGGGCGUGCUCAGCAAGUACACCAACCUCCUCCAGGGCUGGCAGAACAGGUACUUCAUGCUGGAUUUCGAGUCCGGGAUUCUGCAGUAUUUUGUGAAUGAACAGAGUAAGAGCCAGAAGCCUCGAGGUGCCCUGUCUUUAGCCGGAGCCAUAGUGUCCCUGAGUGACGAAGCCCCCCACAUGUUGGUAGUGUACUCUGCUAAUGGAGAGGUGUACAAAUUGAGAGCUGCUGAUGCUAAAGAAAAGCAGUGUUGGGUGACUCAGCUCCAGAACUGUGCCAAGUACCACAUGGAAACUAAUUCUAAGAGCCCUCCAAGCUCACGGAGCCGAAGCCUGACCUUGCUCCCCCACGGAACAUCUAAUUCGUCAUCCCCCAGUAGCCAGAGACAUCUCGCCCCCGUGCCCCCCACCGUGGUCACCGUCACCCACCACAAGUCACCUGCUGCCGCCCGAAGAUCAAAGAGUCAGUAUUCUGCCCAGCUUCAUGACGUCCGAGAGAUGAUGAACCAGGUGGAAGGGCAGCAGAAAACCCUCGUCCGAGCCAUAGAGGCCUUGCCAGGCUCGGGCCCCCUCACGGCCUUAGAUCAGGACCUGCUGCUGCUCAAAGCUACCUCGGCCGCCACCCUCAGCUGCCUCGGAGAGUGCCUGAGCCUGUUACAACAGAGCAUACACCAGGUGGGCCAAUAUAGCCACAGGACAGGGCCUUCAGAAAACCUUGGAUGGCAUAGGCCCAAGUCACAUUCCAUAGACCAACUGAAAAACGGGGCAGUGGGCUUGUUGCCACCGUCCAGCGCCAGCGUCACGUGGGUGACCUUACCCAACUCCACUAGAAGCAAAGAUGGGCCGUCCAAGCCAGAGUCCAAGGGCGAAGGAGAAAAGGAAAUCUCAUCCACGUCCUCCCAGCACUGGAGUGAGCAUCAGUUACCUCCUGCCCUCACAUCGACUUCUGAGCACCAAAUCAUACCUUCUCCGUCGGUGAUUGAGCAAGAACCGAAAAUUGAGAGUACCUCGAGCGAUCAGCAAUUGAGUCCACAGGUGCUGGAAGGUACCUCAGAAGCCAGCUUCUCCAACCCCCUUAUUCUCCAGGCUUCAGCUUCCCAAGAAAUCAGAAGCGACGAGGAGGAGACCGAUAAUGAGGAGAGCGGGGACGAUUCAUCGGGGGAGUCGGAGGAGCACCGCAGCGUCGUCCUCCACCUGAUCUCGCAGCUCAGAUUCGGAAUGGACCUCACCAAAGUCGCGCUCCCCACCUUCAUCUUGGAGAGGAGGUCCCUCCUGGAGAUGUACGCCAACUUCAUGGCGCACCCAGACCUGCUCCUGUCCAUCGGCUCUGGGGCCACACCCGAGGAAAGAGCCAUCUCCUUUGUCGAGUACUACCUGACAUCCUUCCGUGAGGGCCGCAAGGGCUCGGUGGCCAAGAAGCCCUAUAACCCCAUCCUGGGCGAGACCUUCCACUGCUCCUGGCACAUCCCCAAGGACCAGGUCAAGCCCUUGCCCAGAGAGAGGAGCGAGGCCGAGGCUCGCUCUGACUCGGACCACGAGCACUCCCCGCUGGAGCGCUAUAAGCUGAGGUUCGUGGCCGAGCAGGUGUCCCACCACCCCCCGGUGUCGUGUUUCUACUGCGAGUGCAAGGAGAGAGGGAUGUUUGUGAACACCCACGUGUGGACCAAGAGCAAGUUCAUGGGCAUGUCUGUGGGGGUGUCCUUGGUCGGGGAAGGCAUUCUGCGGCUUUUGGACUACGAGGAAGACUAUGUGUUCACGCUGCCUAAUGCUUACGCCCGCUCUAUUCUGACCAUCCCCUGGGUGGAGCUUGGUGGAAAAGUCACCAUGGAUUGCAACAAGACUGGAUACACUGCUCUUGUCACCUUCCACACGAAGCCUUUCUACGGAGGGAAAGUUCACAGAGUCACGGCGGAAGUGAGGCACAAACCCACCAACACCCUCGUGUGCAAGGCCCAAGGAGAAUGGAACGGGGUCUUGGAAUUCACCUACAGCAACGGAGAAACCAAGCUGAUCGACACAGCCACGCUGCCUGUCUACCCAAAGAAGGUCCGACCCAUUCACAAACAAAAUCCCAUGGAGUCCAGGAACCUCUGGCGGGAGGUCACCAACGCCAUAAAGCUGCGUGACAUGACCUCGGCCACGGAAUUCAAGCGGAGCCUGGAGGACAAGCAGCGCAAGGAGGAACAGGAACGGGCUGCCCUCAAAACGGAGUGGCAGCCAAAGUAUUUUAGGAAGGAGGGCGAAGGCUGGAUGUAUACAGAACCUCUGUUGAAAGUCCAAUGAUGAGGAUAAAAUGCAGUGUCCUCCCAAAAUAGACCUGUCUUUUUAUAGGCAUUAAAACGGUGCCAUAUAUGAGGUUCAGGUGGUAUUGGCUAAGUCCUCUUAGGUAUGCAGAGGGGGGAGGGGGCUGUGGGGUUUCUUCCCUUUUGUUUGAUUUUUUUUUUUAAAGAAGAGAAGUCGUGUGGUGUGAGUGAUGCCCCUCCCAUCUAUUUUGGGGUCCUCAGGAGCCAAUUGGGAUAUACUCAUGCAUGUGUAGAUGAGAGAGAGUGUGUGUGUGCUCGCGCGUGUGUGUGAGCUAUUCAUGGUUUAUUUUCAUACACACACAUGCACCAUGUAUGGGUGUAGACUGGGCAUUAUUAUUAUUACACAUGUAAAUAGGAUGUGUAUGUAUCGUCAAUAACUAGCUUGAUCAUUACAAGUACUUUUUUAUGAAUGAGGGUCAAACUUCUCUAUUUUUCAUUUUGCUAAAAACUUUUUUGCACUUAAAAUGGGAUUUCUUUCCCAAAUGACGGUGAAUUGAGUCUGUCCCCCUGAAUCAUGUCACAUCCAUUUGGUCCACAGAGCAUCUCAUCCUUUUUUUGGGAGGGGUGUUGGAACUUGGGGCUGGGGCUGGUGGUGGUCUGUGGCUCCCGUAUUUCCAAAUUGCUCACUUCCUGCCAUACUGAGUAUGCAACACCCUCCCCUGCCCCUCACUGGUCUUGGCCAUUGGGUUCCUGGGAUGACCUUCAAAGACUGUUUUCCAUGAGGUAUGAUCAUUUGUCAGCCCGGUGGAAAGAAGGGUCCUUGAGUAAUAAGCAAGGUCUGCUAGUGGAGGGAGGGACAUGGGGGAAAGGGUGUGCCUAGGCCCUUUAGGAUGAGGGUCAAGUGGGGGCCUCGAGCCCACUUCCUUUGCUGAUGACUGCCAUUCUCUACUGCUCGUUUGAUUUUUUCCAUUUUUCUCUUGAUAGAGAGAAACUGAGUCUUACCUUUCUUAGAUGCUGCUAUUUUUACAGUGGAAACAACCAUUUGGAAACAACUACUUUUGUGGUUUUUAAAAAAGGGCUUUCUAAGACACACACCAGUGGCCGAGGUUUUUUGUUUUAAAGGAU